AUGGAUUGGGAUGAGAUCAGGACCCUGGAAACGGAGCUCUCCCGCCAGUGGGAAGCGGAGGAGGUAUUCUGGCAGCAAAAAUCCAGAGUUAAAUGGUUAAAAAAAGGAGAUCAAAAUUCUGCCUACUUCCAUACGGUCACAAGGGCUCGGCGGAAAAGGAAUUUCAUUUCCGGGCUUCGAAAUGAGGAGGGUGAAUGGGUCACUGAGGAAACCGGGAAGGCUUCUAUUGCCACUAAAUUUUACCAGACCUUGUUUACCUCGGAAACUCAGGUUCCUAAUAUGGCUGAGAGGGUGGCGAGUCUCCCGCUUGCCCAUAGUGUUACUCCGCAAAUGAAUGCGCAAUUGACGGCAGAGGUUUUGCCGAGUGAGGUUCGGAGUACGGUCUUUGCCAUGGGAUCGAAACAGGCCCCGGGAUCGGAUGGCUUCACAGGGAAGUUCUUUAAAGCUUUUUGGGAUAUUGUUGGCACUUUGGUGGUUGAAGCAGUAAUCUCCUUCUUUACCUCGAGUCGGAUGCUGCGGAGUUUUAAUCAUACCUGGCUCACUUUGAUCCCUAAAGUGGACUCGGUGGAAACAAUUAGACAAUUGCGUCCGAUUAGUCUCUGCCAGUUUGUUUACAAAGUGAUUACCAAAAUCAUGGCUGAGCGGCUGGCUAGCAUGCUCCCUCAGAUCGUUUCGGAAGGCCAAAAUGGCUUUAUCAGAGACCGACAGAUUAUUGAUAAUAUCCUUAUAGGACAUGAACUAAUGCAUUAUCUGAAAAUAAAAAGGCAAGGGAAGAAGGGGUACAUGGCUCUGAAGGCUGACAUGGAAAAGGCCUAUAAUAGAGUCGAAUGA
Molecule: messenger RNA, 831 nt
Organism: Linum trigynum
Lineage: Eukaryota; Viridiplantae; Streptophyta; Magnoliopsida; Malpighiales; Linaceae
Source: the annotation of a GenBank genome assembly